UGGUCUGUGAGGUAAGCUAGUGGAUAUGUGAGUUGUAUCUGUUAUUGUUUCAGAUCAGGUCCACGUUACUAUCGAACUUAUUUUACUACUAGGAUUUUUUUUAUACAUACAUGUAUGUGAGAGGAAUCAUUCUUGAUUUUUCCUUGGCUAUCAACCACUACUGUCUCCUGUUGCCAUGGUACCGUUUAUUAGUUUUUGAGAACCUCUAGCUGUCAUCUGUCAGAUUCAUCAGAAUCCUUUACAUUUUAUUGAGCAUCCCAAAAUAUCUUGAGUUAAUGAACUACAAUGCCUGCACAGAGAAAUCUGUAUGAGAAAAUUUAGGGGCAUCUGAACCUAUUGAUGUCAACGGACAACACAGACAUUUAUUUUUCCGACGGGCCAUCAUGCCAUUCCUAAAACCUCCUGUCCCUGUUAUGCGCUUACACGGUGAUCCUGAUUACAAUGGCUUGGAAAAAGCAAUGGAGGAGGCAGAGGUAAGAUGUUGUGGUCUGCCAUAUAGAUUGGAAACCAAACAAACUCAAACAGACUACAGAGAAAGUGAGGCGCAGACUUCUCCUUGGACCCCACCUUGCAGAGUGCAACCGGGAGAGAGCCCUGAGGUACUGACAAUUGCUCACAUGACGUGGGGAUAUGGAUUGCCUGCAGGAAUGCACGAAGUGGAAAUAAUUAAUAGAAUGAGAAUGAAGAGAGCAUGGGAGGCAAUCCUACCUCCGAUGAAUUGUGAGGCUAAUAUCAAAAAAAGAACUGCCAUAAUAGAAGCUCUAGAAAUAAACGAUUGGGCGUUUCGUGAAUCAGAGAUUCAAUUCAUCAUGGAUAUGCGUAUGCAAUUGAUGGAGAAACAUACAAAGGUGAAGGACGAUGCUUAUGCGAAAAAAGUUGCUGAUCGUUAUGAGAGACUAGAAGAUUUUCUUGAUAAACGACGAGAUAACAACGUACGAAAGAUCAGGCAGAGACUCGGCCGUGAGUUAAGAAAAUUAACAGCAAAACAUCGCGUCAGUGAAGACAAAUGGACCAAAAAAUGUGAUGCUGCCAGGGGUCUUGGCGAAUCUGUUUCAAAGCAAAGUGCCAAAAAUUAUCAUGAGAUUAUCAACAAGCGAAUACUGAAUGACAAGAAUGUUCCUGAUUUAGACAAAGGAGAUGCACGCCUUGCACUCCCCACUUAUGCAGAACUGAAGGCAGUAAAGCCUAAGCCAAAAGUGUCUGAACUAUGCCCAAGAGUGACUAGAUGGAACGAAGAAAAAUUGAGAAACCUCCACGCGGAGUUAAGAUCAAUAAGAAUAGAUCAUAAGGCAGAGAAGAAGAUCAGCUUCAUGCAAAAGAGAUACAAAUUUCCUCCUAUGCCUGUUACGCCGAUAGUUUCUGGAACACAAAAUGUUAAUUCCAAAGCCGACCAAGCGGCUAUAUUCAUUCAAAAAUUAGUGACAGGAAGGGCUAUUCAGUGUGUGAUGUUCGAGGGACGCGACAGGUGCAGGGAAUUAAUCGAAGAGCUUCAAUCUACGCAUUAUCUUCAACUGGACACAAAAAUUCUAAGGCAGGCCCAGAAAAAGCAUGUGAUCAAGCUCCAGCGGGAUCAAAAUCAUAGAAUGUUACAGGAAGAUCGUUUGAAUGAAUUAUUGAAUAUACUGGAGGGCAAGACACUGGCUGGGAUGUUGGAUUUCCUUAGCAAGGAGCUCGUUCGACUGACGGAUGAGAGGAAAGCGCAUGCUUUUGCACUACUCGCGGAAAGAGAAAGAGCCAAAAGACAGGCAGAGGAGGCUGGUAGAAGACAAUUGGAAGAACAACGUCGCAGAGAGCUUGAUGAAAUGUUUAGACAAAUCGUUAAAGUUAAUCAGGAUUCGGUCGAGCUCUAUUUAGAGGAUAUAAUAAAGGAAGGCAUUGAGUGGGCUUCGGAUGCUCAAGCUUGGGAGUUCAUACUUGAUACAGUGGACAAAAUGGACAAGGCCUCUUGUUCUAUAGAUGAAAAUGCUCGUGAUCUGGUCGAGGAGGAAAUGGUUUCAAAUAUGAUUUAUAACUUUGUUCUUCCCGAUGUCGAAAAACAAAUUGUGAGAAAGAAAAUGCGAGAGCGUCAAUCGACUUACCUGAGGAGUGCGCAUGAUGCUAUUUAUCAUCAUAUGUUAGAGUUACCACCUAUUGAAAGAAGUUAUGUUGAACUGCAAUCGGAGUAUGAAUUGACAGAGCAAAGUGAAAAAGAAGAGAAACCAGUUCACUAUCGUAGAAUCGAAGGAACAGAAAGUGAGACAAGCGUCGAUCGAAUGGGACAACAAAUUACCGGUGAAUGUGUUAGCUGGACGGAAACUCUAACCAGAGAGAUAUUGGAGGAUAUUAUCUGUCGCUCUGUACAUCCAGUUUCAGUAAGAUCGUCAGCCUCUGAAUCUUCCGGCUCCUCGCAUUCAAGUGAAUCUGACGCGAUAUCCAACAUCCUGGCAAGAAGUGACAAUGAAGACACUGAGAACUUGAACUGAAAAGAAUUCCUUCUUCAGAAACCAUUUCGUAGGUAUUUUAUUCGUAUAUUUUCUUAGGUGAUAUAGUUUAUUAUCAAUCAAAAUAGCAAGUAUAAAUAAUCAUGUGUGGAUCCUAAUUAUUUCGCUUUAUGUGAACUAAGAUUAGUAGUUUCUUGGACAGUCUAUACAAUAUUUUUCAUAUAAUAUCACUAUAUAACUUAUUUAGUGGUUUGUUGGGUCCUAAUGUAAGCUGCCAUUCGUUUCCUUAAAAUUUAGCUACAAUUCCGUCGCUUGGGUCUUGUUGAUGUUUCAAUGUUUAUCAAAAUAUGCUCAGCUACCUGGUAUUAACACUAAUCUUGUUAU
Messenger RNA from Athalia rosae (coleseed sawfly), 2804 nucleotides. RefSeq names its product cilia- and flagella-associated protein 91-like. Bases 384 to 2462 code for a protein of 692 amino acids. The record is from RefSeq and is a predicted model, not a curated record. The transcript has 11 exons. NCBI's taxonomy places the organism in Eukaryota, Metazoa, Arthropoda, Insecta, Hymenoptera, Athaliidae.